Molecule: messenger RNA, 1703 nt
Organism: Tachysurus vachellii
Lineage: Eukaryota; Metazoa; Chordata; Actinopteri; Siluriformes; Bagridae
Gene: cep41
Product: centrosomal protein 41
Exons: 11
Coding region: 194-1291 (365 amino acids)
Biological process (GO): protein polyglutamylation; cilium assembly
Cellular component (GO): ciliary basal body
Source: RefSeq, a predicted model, not a curated record
GUGCAACUGCCCUAAACGUUAGUGGCACUGGAAGUCAAACAUCUUCGCCUUAACAACGGCUUCGUUGAUUGGGCAAUACGAAGAGAACGGACCAAUGAGGAACGGCGUUGUUUAGACAGGCACUGUGGUUCUGUUUGAGUUCGAGAGCUAGCAAACGUUAGCGUCUAAGUUGCGCUGUUUGUGUUGAGAAAAGAUGUCGUCGAAGCGGAGUAUUGGCAAUGCAGAGUACCUGAAGAAGAAAAUCCCCCAGAAUCCCAAAUAUCAAUAUGUAAAAUCAAGACUGGACACAGGUUUCAGCCUGACGAAGUACAUGGAGAGGCUGGAGGAGAUGAAGAAAAAUUACAGAUAUAAGAAAGACGAGCUGUUUAAGAGGCUCAAAGUGACCACGUUCGCUCAGCUGGUGCUCCAGGUAGCUUCAGUGUCAGACCUGAACGAGAGCAUGGCGGACGAGGAGCCCAGAUUUAAAGAUGUUUCAGAGUCAGGAGAUGGAGAGCGUCUAUCAGACCGCGCCGAGUCUUCGCCCCGCCCGAGUCCUCAACCUGACAAACUGAGUAACGGCAGCGAGGCGGGUGACACAGCGUUCUCACCCAGAUCUACGCUUCAGAGUGUGAUCAGUGGUGAAGGAGAGCUGGAUAUGAACAGGAACAUGUCGAGCAGCGUGCCUCUGACCCCACUGAGCGCUGCGUGUGCCACAGAUCGUCCCUACACAGACUGCCCCUACCUGCUGCUGGACGUCCGAGACCGAGAGCUUUACGAUCAGUGCCACAUCAUCAGCGCUCACAGUUUUCCCAUUGCCACCCUCUCUAGAACCAUUAACCCUUACACCAAGGAAGUUCUCAAUUACAGAAACGUUCAGGGAAAAAUCAUCAUCCUGUACGACGAGGACGAGCGGAUAGCCAGCCAGGCUGCCACGACCAUGUGCGAGAGAGGCUUCGAGAAUCUCUUCAUGCUCUCCGGAGGCUUGAAGGUGAUAGCGCAGAAGUUUCCGGAAGGAAUGACCACCGGCUCGUUUCCUGUCUCCUGUCUCCCUGCGCCAACUGGACCCUCGGGCCUGAAGCACACCAAGCACCGCCAGAUGCCACAGCCAGCAGAACACAAACAACGGUUCACCUCAGAAGACCUCAACAACAUCCAGCACAACCUGGACGAGGUGCUCGUACCCAGCGAGACCAGCAGUCGUCUGAGCAGCAGGGUGUCUAUUAGCAGCGCAAAUUCUCAAAUAUCCAGCGCUCGGAGCAGUCGACUGGGCUCGGGAAGUGCCAGGUCACAGAGCAGUCGGCCCUGGAAAUAACCCCUCACCCACUUUAUCAUCAUCACCAUUCACCCCGUCAUCAUCAUCAUCAUCAUCAUCAUCAUCCAGGAAGGUUUAUAACCCUGUCCAGUGAUGGGCCAUUAACAUACACCUAAAUAUCUAAAGAAUCAGCUGCAUUUGAAUCACAUGUAUUUUGUGUGUCAGAUUACCGCAGACACACACAUCAACACGUUGACCUGUUCUGUGAUCAGAAGAGAUCAGAAAGCGAAUCUUUUGAGUGAGUCGAUUCUUUUGUAUCAGCUCACCGAUAAGAAUCAAGUCUUUCAGCUUACUGCCUUUUUCUUUCUUUCACUUUGGACAAAAUUGUCGACAUUAUGACCAGAGAUUUCAUUCUGUCUAUGUCUAGUGUAUAGCUAAAGAAAGAAAGAAAGAAAGAAAGAAAGAAAGAAAG